UCUCUAUUGUUGUCCGUAAAUGCUGGCAAACCACAAAGUAAUCAUAUUAUGUAUUAUGAAAUAGAUUUCAGGGUAGCAUUGUUGGAAUAUAUUAAGGAAUUAUCACCAUAGUAAGCUAAAAUAAUAGGGCGAGGGAGUUUGCGCAACGCGCUGCUCGGAUGGUCUGCCUUGUACGUGCCAGGCUGCCAGCCUCGGCCGUUGGCGCGAAAACUGUGGGAAAGACAGGGACAGUUCAGGAAGUCUCAGGCUGUUUUGGAGCCUUUCGUGGCUGUGCUAGCAAAUAGCAGGAAGAGCGUAUCCUGCUACUGUAUGGGCUGGAUCAACCUCAACUUGUAACUGGUGGUAGCUACUCCAUCCAUUAAUUCUUUCCCUCUGUUGAGACAGCUUAAAAGUAAUAAACCACUACUCUAACUUUCCUAUUUUUCCCUGACUUUUGAUCACAGUCUCUUCUCAAUUAAUUAUGUCUUACCAUAAAAGAUACAGGCAGAUACAACGUGAGCUCAAGGAACUGUUGGUUAGUAGUAGUGAAGAGGAAGCUGACUGGGUUCAUCAAAACACCAAAAUUCCCAAACUUUACCAUAAUAACUCUGACCCAUCUUUAAGCUUUUCUGACCAGGACAGUUGUGAAAGUACAUCCUUAUCCCCCUUGAUAGUAACUGCACCAGAAGAAUUAAGCACAGAUGAUGAGAGUCACCACCAUAUAUCUGAUUUGGCACUUGAAGAAGGAUUAGCUUUAUGGGCAUCAAAAAAUAACAUUACACGCCAGGCAGCAAAUGAAUUAUUGGAGCUGUUGAGGAAUAAUGGGCAUAAUCUACCUAAAGAUUCACGCACUUUGAUGGAAACUCCAAGGUACCUAUCUUACUAUAGUGACAGUCCCGACCAGCAUGACAAGAGGCACCAUGACACACUUUACCGAAGAAGAAGCCAUGACCAAGGUGACAGGAGACAGCUUGACACACCUGACCGAAGUGAUAGCCCUGGCCAGCAGGAGAGGAGAUAUGAAAAACACUAUCAAAAUAGAAGUCAUGACCACUAUGACUGGGACAAUAGACGUGAUAGACACAACCAGAGAGACAACAAGAGCAGGUGUGACCCUUGUAAUGACAAUCAAAAGAAUCACAAAGGUAGCCAGGAAGAUGCUGAAUCCAGCUUCCCUCUAACUAAAUUUCAGAAGCGAGUGUUACAACUUCUGCUGGACAUCAGGAAAACUGUUUCGGAUACGAGCACAUGUGGUGGUAAACCAGCUGACACAGCUUGUACUCUUACAAUCAAACGGAAUAAUUCCCUGGAAGAAGUGCAGAAUCUAGAGGAUAAAUUGGUUAAUCCCAGUUAUUUCAUGGAAGUGUGCAACCAGUGCGUCCGCAUAGGUGGCUAUAAUAAGAGAGAUAUGGUCUCUAAUUUGAUGUGCAGGUUUAUGACCAAAAACCUCAUGUGUCAGUAUAACAUGCUUGGGCAGAGAGGCAAGUUGUCUUUUAGAAAAACAAAGUUAUACAAUGUGAUUCAGGAGAGCGUGCUUAAAAAGUUCUCAGAUUCAAAUGUGACAGAAAUACAAAUGAUAGUUGCAGCAAAAUUGCGUAAUGCUCCAAAAUUGAAAAAUGAAAAUUAGCUGAUGUAAAAUGGUACUUACAAUCAGUUAAGAUCUGCAAGAAUGUUAAAACAAACCAAUCUUUGUCUCAUGCAUGACCUUGGUGAAGUAAAGUAUUUUCAUACCAAGAUGAACUGCAAUAGCGCAGUGAAAAAUCUAGUCAUACCCACUGCCACCAGGAGUCUAACCCGGGUCUCUUGAGUGAGAGCCAGACAGCAAGACCACUACACCACUGUGGUGUAGGGGUCUUGCUGCCUGGCUCUCACUCAAGAGACCCGGGUUCGACUUCUGGUGGCAGUGGGUAUGACUAGAUAAAGUAUUUUCAUUUUGUAUGUUACUAAAAAAAUGCUGGUAAAUUUAUCUCAUGACUGAUUGUACACAGAUGACCUUAUAUAUUGUAACUAUGUGUACAUUUCCCUUCCUCCCCCCUCUCUCUCUCUCUUAAAGAAGCUCUUUUUCUAUCAGAAUGACAAAAUUUAUUGAUGUGUAAACAGUAUAAGGGGGGAUGUUAGAGAAGCUUAAGAAUGAAAGAACCAGGACCGCCGAGAACUGAACCUCAGACAAGCUGUUCCCGCCACCACGCUAACCUGGUCCUGGUUCUUUCAACUUGUCGUUAUGGGAUUCAAGCUUAAGAAUGGUUUUAAGAUGUGGAGAGAGACUUACUGCUGUAAAAUUUGAACCGAUUGGGAUAUUACCUCAUGAUAUUUAUGUGAGAUGAUAUUAAUGAUCUCAGAUUAUAAAAGCAAACUAGUAUUAUUAACAGUGAUUUAUUUUGUAAUUUAGUAAUAGAUAUAACAUUUUAAUUUAUAAUUUUGCUUUUGCCUACCACUUAGGUUCCCAUGUAUUUUUACGUAAAUGAAAAAGUAUGGAGCUACACAAGUAUCAAUUCACAAAAUGCUUAAUUUCAUUGACAACUGUGGUCUGUAUUGUUUUAAGCAUAUUGUGUACUUGUGGCAGGCCUGGUAUUCUUUGCAUAUAUUCCCCCUGGGGCUACAUAGAUACUAGAAUGUAGCCCUCUCCAUGUCGGCUGUGUGCCGUAAGAGGCGACUGAUUCUGGCCCUGGGUGGGGAUCUCUUUUACUAGCCCAUAGCAGGUCUUUUUACCGCUUGACAUAUUUUCCCUUCUCAUUUCCCUUUGCUUUCUGUCCAUUUUCUUUUACGUUCUCUUACUUUUCCGAGUGGUAGGCUGACUCUUUGUCAGAGUGAGGGUUGGUGUCCUUUACUUCCCAUAGCCAUUUCUGUCUUUCUCUUGUUCUAUAUACCUCUACUGUUUAGGGUGACACUAGGCUGGGGAUCUGCCCAUUCUUCUCUACCUUUUAUAGUCCCACUUGUGGCACAUGCCCAGGGAUAAUGCUAGGCACAAGUGCCAUGGGAACCCAUUUAUUGAGUCGUGGCCCGGGAUGGCGGAUGGUCACCCUCACAGUUCAAGGGUGGUUUCUGCUGUUCUGGACCAUGGCAUGGGGAGGUAAUGCAUAGGAGCAGGUGUCAGGCUAUGGAUGGAUUGUGGCUAAACAAAGUUUUAAUUUUUUGUAUUACUGGGAUCAUCCAUUUAUAUAUUGCAGUUAUUCUUCAUUCAAGUCAGAUAUCUUGAAAGCCUUUAUAUAUAAAAAUGCAAGCACUAACUUUUUUUUUUUUUUCAUAAAAUAUGGAAAUUAUUUUGGUUUUGAUAUUUUUACAAGGAUGAAGAUUAUUAAAUUUAUGAAAAAGUGUAAGACUGAAGAAUAUAUAUAUACACACUUUCUGUA
Scylla paramamosain (green mud crab) is the source of this 3329-nucleotide messenger RNA. RefSeq lists its product as uncharacterized. The transcript has 4 exons. NCBI's taxonomy places the organism in Eukaryota, Metazoa, Arthropoda, Malacostraca, Decapoda, Portunidae. Bases 461 to 1606 code for a protein of 381 amino acids. The record is from RefSeq and is a predicted model, not a curated record.